This is a messenger RNA of Olea europaea var. sylvestris, 1425 nucleotides long. RefSeq lists its product as uncharacterized. The coding region runs from base 184 to 1101 and encodes 305 amino acids. NCBI's taxonomy places the organism in Eukaryota, Viridiplantae, Streptophyta, Magnoliopsida, Lamiales, Oleaceae. The transcript is spliced from 3 exons. Gene Ontology annotation, biological process: negative gravitropism; response to red or far red light. The record is from RefSeq and is a predicted model, not a curated record.
UAAAAAGGGCAAAGUGAAGAAAGUAGAAACACCAUCGUUAUCUUUCUUCAUAUUCUUCUGAAGUGAACAAUUUGGAGCUCCCAAUUCUGGAGAAAUCAAAAGGAAAUUGAUGGCCGUAGAGGAACAUGUUGUAUUGUCAGCUUGGUUGCAAUAAGACGAGUUCACAUUGAUUGAAAACAGGAGAUGGAUAGAAGGCAAUACUGUGUGGAUGCCUUGCAAGAGGAGGACGCAAAGAAGGAACUAGGUGUCCUCUGGCGUAGAGUUAAAACUGCUGCAUCAUUAUUCACAUACUUGAAAUCAAAAGCCAGAAUCAUGGCUGUUCCCCGAAUGGCUCAUAUUGUUUGUGGUAUCAAACAAUUAGAUGGCGUGGGCCUUGUUGAUGAAAAUGGUGUACCAUUGUCUGUCUCGUCGAGAAAUGUAGAGUUGUCUUCCUUUGACAGUCUUGAUGUGGAAACAUGGACUGCACUUGGCAGUCAUCAUGGUUCACUUGAUGAAGAUGAUGUAGUUUAUAUAAACGAAUCAUUCAAAAGUGUACAUAUAGUUGGAGAUGUGAUGGAAAGCCUUGUCAAGAGGGUUAUAGUGGCGGAAUCUGAAACUGCUAUUGAGAAGGAGAAGGUGACUGUAGGGCAGGAUGAAAUUAAAAGAAAGAACCUCCAAAUUGAAAAUAUGUCUUUAAAAUUAGAGGAGAUGGCGCAGUUGGCACUGGGCACUAAUUGUAUUCUAAAUGAAAUGCGACAGAGGGUUGAAGAUUUGGUUGAAGAAACAUCUAGACAAAGAGAAAGAGCUGCAGAAAAUGAACAGGAGCUCUGCCGUGUUAAGCAAGACUUCCAAUCUCUAAAAACCUAUGUCAGUAGUCUGAUUAAUAUAAGGGAAACACUUAUUUCAUCAGAAAAGCAAUUUCAGACAAUUGAGAGGCUCUUUGAAAGACUUGUCGUUAAGACGUCGCAGUUGGAAAGUGAAAAGACACAGAAGGAAGUUGAGGUCCAAAAACUUAUGGAGGAGAAUGUGAGGCUUACUGCUCUUCUUGACAAGAAAGAGGCUCAACUCGUGGCCAUGAAUGAACAGUGCAAGGUUUUGGCACUGAAUGCUCCCACCAUCUAGUUUGGCAAAAUUGCCUUAUCCUCAUUCCUCGGCAACUCAACUCACUUGGUGAACCUUCCAGCAGACCAAAAGGGAGUACAUCAGAUGAAUUCAAUCAAGGUAUAUGUGUUAAAACGUAUCAUGAGAGUAAUGUUGUACUUUAAAGUGGCUUGUAUGACCUCAUUGAGACAAAGUUAAAUUGAUUGAAAACAAACUUUCGUAUGUAAUAGGUAUCUUGUUUGCAUUUUAUGUGAAACAACAGUGAAUGUACCAUAUGAUCUCAUUAAAUUGCAUCACUAUGAGAGGUUGUGGCAUGCUAAUAUUGCAUGUCCUGCACCUAACAAA